AUGGACAAGAGCCACACAGUGAAGCUCUUCGUGGGCAAUCUGGCGUUGGACACCACCCAGGAAGAGCUCUCAGCCAUCUUCGAACCCUACGGCCAGGUGGUCAGCUGCAGCGUGCUACGACAGUUCGCCUUCGUACACCUGCAGGGCGAGGGCGCUGCCGAGCGUGCCAUCCGGGAACUCAAUGGACGGGAGUUUCGUGGACGGAAUCUGGUGGUGGAGGAGUCGAGGGGAAGGCCUUUACACUCCACCAAGGUGUUUGUGGGUAAUCUGAGUGGGAUGUGCACCACCGAAGACCUACAGCAGCUGUUCCAGACGUUUGGGAAAGUUCUUGAGUGUGACAAAGUCAAAGGUGAGUAGAGAUCGUGUGAAUUGUUUUGGUAGUUUUAAAUUCACCCUGUCCCUUCUUUUUGGGGUUGGGCAAGAUACUCUUACACCUGGGGAACUAAAGUGUAAAGGAGACCUAGUAUGCUGAUCCAUAUUUUAUUCCAUCUAUGCAAUGUUUAAAUGUUUGAUGUUCAUUCCUAACCUGGUAAUGUUUCAAAACAUAAGGUACACAGAUGCUAGCGUAGUCCCUGGAUGUUUUUUCACACUUUUUGGAAAGACUUGUUUUAAUAACUUGGCAUGACUUGGUCUGAACCUGACAUCAGCUAGGACAACUUUGAAAGACAUGCCCACCUAGCAGCUUCUCCAAGAACAAAUCCAUAUCUUAUUUUAAAGUUUCCCUUGCCUGGAAGGUCCGUUUCACCUAUUGACUUUACCUCCGAUUUGCACUUUGUUGAGUCAGUAUGUCUCGGAAAGUUGGCCUGAAGUGUUCCUCUGGUUGUGAAGAACAGUCAUGGCUAGAAGACACUGGGAAGUUCUUGUGUUUUCAGGACAAUAACGGCCAAGGCAUCGCUGUAUGUGCUCACCACUCCACUGAUGAGUCCUUUGUAAACAAAGGCCAGAAUGAGCUGAAACCCAGGGCCAGGCAGCACAUUCAGGUUGUGUCAUAUAUAAACAGCUGUGUUAAAAAGUAACACCCCCAAAGCUGUGUUUCACUUUUAGCAGACAAGAAGCCAAAGCAAAAAUUCAUGAACAGAGCUGUUUUUGAGCAUAGUAGGUCUCCUUUAAGCUAGGUCUGUUAAGACAUCAUGUCUAAAGGUCUAAUUUCAAAUGUUGUGAUGCUAAGACCUUUUGUAUACACGUCAAAGUCAAACUGUUAGAGUCUAAAAAGUUUUUGACUCUUUUGCAAAGUUUUUAAUGUAAAAACAAGAAAAAUACGACAUCCUUUCAGUAAAUCCGGACAACACAGUUUCUAUUGGCGCUGUUUCUAUAUCUGGUAGAAGUAAUAAGUAAGUUGAUGUGGCGAUGCCACUUUGAUCCUAAUUGUUGUCCCUGCGCUCAAUGACAGCCAGGCAUUCCUCUUCUGCAGGUUAUGCCUUCGUCCACAUGGAAAACAAGGAGGACGCUCUCCAGGCCAUCGAGGCUCUGCAUGGGACCUCUUUUAAGGGCCGCCCCCUCUCUGUAGAGCUGUCCAAGGUCCAGCCCAGCAAACAAGCACCAACAGGGAAAAUCCCCUGUGUUAACUGUGGAAAACAGGGCCACUAUGCUGGAGAGUGCCCUGUAGGGAAGCCGUCUCUUGAGCAGUACCAGAGUCAAGCAGCAGUCCUGGCAGCCGCUGCUGCUGCAGCUGCCGGCCUGCCCCUCCAGGUUCAACAAAGUGUGCACAAUUCAGUCUAUAACACCUCCACCUUUGAUCCCACCUACGCUGCCCUCACUGGGAUCACCACAGGCACACGUACUGACGGAAACCCAGUGAAUCCAGCUGUUUAUGGCGCCCUUGCCAGCCAGGUUUAUGGUGCCAAUGUUGCCAAUCAGCUUUAUGGAACUGUGGCCAAUCAGGCAGCUCUUACAUCAGGGGCCACCCAGAUGUACAGCUCAGUGACUCCCAACAUCUAUGGCCAGAUGGCUGCAACCCCAGCGGCUGCCGCUGCAGCUGCAGCAGCUGCUGCUUACUCUACUCAAGUUUACACCCCAACUGUGGCCAACCCCCAGGUCUACCUGGCUGCUGCUCCUGGAAUAGAAAUGCCAACAGCAGCAGCAGCAGUCAACCCAGCCUACAGUGUAUCUCCAGCGAUUUAUGGUGCCGCCACACCAGCCUACGCUCACAUAAGCGCCAUGGGAGCAGCCGACCCCACCACAGCCAUCUUUGAGGCAGCCAGGCAGGCACAUUACUUUGCCCAGGGCCAGCAGGUUGUCGCCGAGCAGCAGUCAGUAGCUGCAGCAGCAGCGGCGGCAGCUGCGGCAAAGUCUGGUGAGAGGGAUCGUAGCCCCCUGCGGAGGUCAGUUCCUCUGUUACCGGACCCAGUGAUGAAGCCGUUUAUGUACCAGAGAGCGAAGCCACGGCGACCCCUGCUCCCCACACCAGCUGGUCGGGCGGCAGAAGAGGCAGUGGAGGCUGCAGAGGACCCCAUGGCCAGGUAGGACAUGAUCUUUGUCCGUCACCUUAACCAACAGUGCCUCAACUAACCAGCCGCUCCGUGGAAUAGUUGGAUUUUGCGUGAAUUCCUCAAGCUUCUAUCUGCUCUUAUUUUGCACAUCAGCAGUUUUCUCAGCCCUUGCCUCUCCAGAUGUGUUGUGAAUAACCCCCUUUAAUGCCUUUGCUGUCCUCCUACCUGCUUCACUUUCCCCCUCCCACCUUGACUCCUCCCCCCCGUCUCCUCUCUCCUCUCAGGUACUAUGCUGAGUACUACCAGCAGCUGCAGCAGUACCCUCAGUUCCAGUAUGCCUACCCACCGCCCACCGCGGUGACAGCCAUCGCUGGCAUGCCGGGAGUGCCAGCAGUCCCCGCCGCGAUGUCAGCUCAGCCAGUCGCCACGCUGGACGCCCUCAGGCCAGUGGUCCCCACCGCUGCGGCAGUGGCAGCCGCCAUGGCCGCGCCCAGGGUGUAUGAGCCGCCGUUGCCGCCGCCCACGCGCAAGGAGGCCAUCCUCCGCCGCCCCGAACUCUCCCUUCACACGCCUGAGCCCCCCUUCCGAUAG
Molecule: messenger RNA, 3020 nt
Organism: Xyrichtys novacula (pearly razorfish)
Lineage: Eukaryota; Metazoa; Chordata; Actinopteri; Labriformes; Labridae
Source: the annotation of a GenBank genome assembly